AUGGCAUAUGUGCAGGUCCCUGGUCGACCGACUCGGCAGCUCGAACGGCCCUUUCCCAGUCCCAUCAAGCCGGUGCCGAUAUUGCGAGUGGGAUCGGUGGGAUCGGUGCUUCCACUACAUUGCAAAGCGAAGCCAGCGGUUCCUCCAUCUCCGCGUUCUUGGGCCUGGACUCCCCGCAAAGUGCCGGAACCGGUGACGCCAUCUCGGCCGAAGGCCUCUGCUCCCCGCUCGCCCGAGCGAGGAGCUCUCUUCACACCCCCUCGGCCCGAGCGCAAGGCCGAGUAUGUGACAGUCACAGUGCCAGAGCCACCAGAGCCCGUCAAAUCCGAGAAGGUUCCGGAGCCUCCGGUGCCUCCUCCGCCGAAAAUACCGGUCAUCACUCACCCGCACUAUGCCAUCAGGCGACAAGUUUGCCAGCAAGUGCUGCUCACGAAUUUGCCGGUUGGUGUAGAAGAGCAUCACAUUGUGAGACAGCUUGACGCUGCUGGCCUUGAGCAACCCUUUGUUGUGCAAGUCAAUCAAGAAGCCUCGACAUGCACUCUGUUCUACCCCCAAGUUUCGAAGUCUGCGGAUAUGCUCGUGGAAGAGGACCAUUUGCUUUUUGAGCAUGCUGGGGGGAGACAUUUACUUCCAGCGACGCUGAUGGGCAAAGUGGAGCUCAUGUGGACGGAUCCGCGCUGUCCCAGAAGAGGAGACCAGAGUUGUGAGAAAGAUCAGAGCAAAGGAAGCGAGAAGGCAGAGACACCCCGCGAGCCAGGAAAAGAAGCCGCCGAAGAACGCGCUGUUGAGUCUACGCCGGCGCUGCGCGAAAACCAGAGCUGUCAGAGCAUCCAGAAUCUGGCGGAAAGCUGGGUGCAGCGGCUCGGGAGCGAAGAGCUCCCAAGUGUGGGUUCGACUUGGCACUACAAGCACAGCUGCCGGCCAUGUCGGUUCUUGCUGACUGGAUGCAAGAGAGGCAAGUCCUGUGAUUUCUGCCACCUCUGUGAUGGGACGCAGAAGCGGAGACGUGUUGAGAAAGCGGAUGACCUGGCAGACAUGGAUGGUAGCACGGAAGCUGGGGAGUCCUUGCCGAGUUCAGACGCGAGCAAGUCCUCGGUGGAGGUUAAGUCGGAGACUGGGGAGACUGAAGAGAACGAGCCUGCCGAGCCCGAGAUCUCACACGAGGACAUGGCCAGUCUCAUUGGCCGCCUUUGGCCAAAGUCCGAGCCCUCGGACAUCUGGGAGAAGCCCAAGCCUCGCGCGGCACGUCCGAGAGCGCGGAGAGCGCAAAACAGGAAGCUAUCGAGGUUCCUCAAACUGCACGGGAAGAAGCUGUGGUCUGGAAGCCGAAAAGUCAAACGCCGAGCCGACACGCGCCGGCCGAGCGAGCCGGCUGAACCUCCACGAAAGCCGAUGGAUGGGACUCCCCUUCACCCAACUUUGUCGAGACACCGCACCUCUGACUGGCAGCUUGAGCGUGAAGUUGCUGUCCGGGAGUUGCGAUAUUCCCAACGAACUUGCGGCUCUUACUUUCGUUGUGGCCGAAAGUGUGAGGACCUGGUCAGAGACCUCCACGAGAAGAAAGUUGACCCCAGGACUGCAGAUUUCCUGGUUCUCGACGUCAUCAGGAAGAGAGAUGCGCGAGGACGCUCUGUCCUCUGGUCAGCGGACAAUCGGCGCCUUUGGGCCUUGAAGAAGUUUCAGCAAUACACACAAGGUGAGAUCAAGGUCCGAGUCCGAUUUCAAGGCGACUUCCAUGCCCUCAAGCGCUUCGAGCGUAAUCUUGACACCGACUGCGAUGGCCGUUACAUCAAGUUCCGAAAGGACUCGCACAAGUGGCUGAGGAAUCCCUUGGGACCAGCAAGGCGAAGAAGAGGCGGACGUCGCUGA
This is a messenger RNA of Symbiodinium necroappetens, 1869 nucleotides long. The record is from the annotation of a GenBank genome assembly. Lineage: Eukaryota; Dinophyceae; Suessiales; Symbiodiniaceae.